AUGGACAUGGGUACUAGUAUCCAGCCGCUUGCGUACGGGAUUGCAUAUUCGACAUUCUUUGUGGGCACAUUAUCGAUUCUGCUACGGUUUUAUUGUCGAUAUAUUGUUUUGAGGACGUGGGGGUGGGAUGAUUAUAUUGCGGUUGCUAUUCUGGCUUUUAGUUUUGCACAGCAGGGCGUGCUGCAGAUGUUUUUGUAUUGGGGGUGUGGACUUCACAUGGAAGCCCUAGACACGAACCAUCAUCUCGAGAUCCUUAAGUGGCUAUUCGUCGAAGAAGUCCUCUACUACUCUGUUCACUGGGUGAUCAAAUUAGCUUUUCUCGUAUUUUACCUUCGUCUAUCCCCUGAUAGCGACACCUUUCGACACGCCGUCUAUUUCGGAGUAGGAUUAAACACCGUUGUAUGGAUUGCCAGUGUCCUUGUAGCAUGUUUCCAGUGCAUGCCAUUUGACGAAAUCUUUCAUCCAGGCAUGCAUUCCGAUGCACAAUGCAUCAACAAAAUGAUUCUUCUCCUCGGCCCUUGCAUUUUGAACAUCCUCGUAGACAUCUACAUCCUAAUCUUGCCCAUCUCCACCAUCUGGGCCCUGAAAAACAUCCGCAUGCGCCGCAAAAUCGCCGUCCUCUGCGUCAUCGGCUUCGGCGGCAUCUCCGUCCUCAUCGCCUGCAGCCGCAUCGUCAUCCUCCUCCGCCUAUCCUCGCCCUCCCCCUCCCUCGACACCUCCUAUAUCCUCGGCACCAUGAUCGUCGUCAGCGCCCUAGAAAUACAAUCCGCCAUCAUCGCCGUCAACCUCCCCAGCCUCAAGGCCCUCUGGACAAAAUACACCGGAGCCACCCCCCCAGCCCUCGUGCCCACCAGCCGCCAAAAUCUCCACAACAAAGCAUACAAAAUGUCGAGUUUCAGCGGCACGGGUUCGUCUACCCCGUCGUCGCCGGAUAGACCUCGCAAUACUAAAAAACGCAACUCAGAUACCGCGUCCUUCUGGGACGCAGACAACCCGCUCACGACCCUCGCCUCAGAGGAAGAGUCCGUCCUCGGCGACAUGAUGGCCGUCGUCAUGCCCAUCCAGUGGGUCCGCAGCGACAUCCGCGCUAUACGCGUGGGCAGGGGCUACAUCGUACGCAGCAUGAUGAGUAUGGAGCGGGUAGAAGAUUGCUUCCCCGUCGGCCAUUUCCUGAGAAAUUACGGGCCGAGGAGGGAUGCAGAGAGCGUGGUUGCGUCGCUGGUUUAA
Bipolaris victoriae FI3 is the source of this 1227-nucleotide messenger RNA. RefSeq lists its product as hypothetical. Lineage: Eukaryota; Fungi; Ascomycota; Dothideomycetes; Pleosporales; Pleosporaceae. The coding region runs from base 1 to 1227 and encodes 408 amino acids. The record is from RefSeq and is a predicted model, not a curated record. The transcript has 6 exons.